Biomphalaria glabrata is the source of this 1098-nucleotide messenger RNA. RefSeq names its product neuropeptide receptor 22-like. The transcript has a single exon. Gene Ontology annotation, molecular function: G protein-coupled receptor activity. The record is from RefSeq and is a predicted model, not a curated record. Gene Ontology annotation, cellular component: membrane. Bases 1 to 1098 code for a protein of 365 amino acids. Gene Ontology annotation, biological process: G protein-coupled receptor signaling pathway. Lineage: Eukaryota; Metazoa; Mollusca; Gastropoda; Planorbidae.
AUGUCAGCAUCUCUGAACAAUGAAGCCUUACAGGAAACCAGAGACCUGCCAAAGCUUGACAACUCAUACAACAGUUCAAACAUCGCUAUCAGUUCUGAUGGCAUUGAUGACGUUGUGACUUUAAAUAUUGACAGCGAGACCAUUAUCUUCGUGAAUCACGUCUUGCUGUGCUCGGCGAUAGGGCUCUUUGGGAUAGUGACCAACGCCAUCAACAUCUGUGUGUUUAUCAAGCAGGGACUAAACACCUCCAUCAACAUCAGCCUCUUCUCUAUCGCCCUGUUUGACCUUGUGAAGAUCUUCGCCAUGCAGUCGAUAAACAUCGUGUCCAACCCUCUGGUUAUAGAACUGGUUGGCUCGAGGAUGAUCCUCGACGCCUUUUACCUCAUCGGGGGUUGGCCGGCUGCGUGCGCACACCGGAUAUCGCUGUUCAUCACUGUGUACAUGACGGUGGAGCGCUGCCUUUGUGUUUCUUUUCCGUUGAAGAUUCGAACUUGGAUCACUCCGCGAGUGGCUUUCAUAACUGUCUCUGCCAUUAUCUUGGUUAACGUGCUGACACUGAUACCGGAGUAUACUACUAUUUACAUCGACUGGGUGGUUGUACCUGGUAGAAAUACCUCAACUCUGGGUUUAGUUUUCACCAGCAAUAGACCAGCGAUGCAGGGGCUGACGUUCAUCAUCCAUGCCAUUUUCCUGUUCGUUGGUAUUAUCGUGGUCGUCUCCCUUACACUUGGCCUAGUUCUCCUGAUAAGACGGAAGUCCGAAUGGCGAAACCGGAACACUACCAACGACAAACAAAAAUAUUCUUUGAGCGUUAGGGACAAAAAAAUGUCCCAACUGGUCAUCAUUUUGGCCACUGUCCUUAUCGUGUAUUACUUACCAAUGGUCAUUCUGUCUUUGGUGACCGUGUUCAUGCCAGAUUUUUCUCCAGAGGGCAAGCUGGGUCUUCUUUUCCUGACGCUCUGGUCUUUUGGUCACGUGUUUGGUAUAACCAACCCAAGCGUCAACAUCUUCAUUUAUUAUAAGAUGAGUUCUUAUUUCAGAGAGAAGUUCAAAGAACUGUUUAGAUUAGUUCUUAGCAGUAAAAGCAUUACAGAAUAA